Molecule: messenger RNA, 1008 nt
Organism: Closterium sp. Naga37s-1
Lineage: Eukaryota; Viridiplantae; Streptophyta; Zygnematophyceae; Desmidiales; Closteriaceae
Source: the annotation of a GenBank genome assembly
AUGCCGGUAUCGCUAGGCGCCGAUUAUUCGUAUUCGCCACGGCACUUUGUCGUGGCGUCUGCUGCGCUUGUCUCGCCGUCGGCGGGUGUGGCCGCCCCCCCGCGCGUGGUGCUGUUGACGCCUGUCCCUGCCUUCGUUCUGGCGCCCGCGGCUGACGUGGCGCCUCUUCCUGCUCCUGGCGCGGCGCCCUCUCCUGCUCCCCCCGUACCUGUGUCGCCGUCGCCUGAUGCGGCAGCAGCUGAUGCUGCUGAUGUGGCGCCCGCAUCUGGUGUGUCGCCACUGCCUACGCCGGUACUGGCGCCGCCUCUCGUGGCUCCUGUGGCGCUCCCCGCGGCUCCCCCAUCUGCGCCUAUCCUUCCCCCGGCUGUGCAACCGCGCAACUCCCGUCCUCAUUCGCCCUCCCCACGAGAUGAGCGAGGUGCGUCUCGGCGUCGGCGAGAUUCCCCUCGUCGGCGGCAGCCGCAGGUGAACUGGCAUGCGCACCAGGGUGGCUGGGGGGAGGUCACGGUCGCAGGCGCUGUGUCAUUGCCGAUUCCCCCGCCUCCGGCUCAGUUGGGUGGGGCCGGGCUCCCUCCUCUCUGGCUCCCCUCUCUAGCGGAGGAGCUCCUUCCUCCGCGUGCGGAGGUUCCUGAGGCGACACUCGGCCAAUUGUGGCGGCUCUCGGAGAGCCUUCGAGCGCUGCUACUGGUGCAGACGCUGGCGCACGGGUCUCUUCCACCUGUUCCUGCGGAGUCCCUGCUUGACGCCCUGCGAGACGACUGUCUUGAUGCGGCCGACCAGAUUGCCCUCCUCCUGGCGCCUGUGUUGGCCGCGCCCGUGCGGGGAAGCGUUGGGGCUGUGGGGCAGCUGGAUUCGGCCGUGAGGGACUUGCGGCGAUAUCUGCGGGCAGGUUCCGGAGCCGACGCGAUUGGUGCAACCAUACUGGUGGUGCGCUCGGUGUGGCAGUCGAUGACGGGGAUCCUUCAUGCCCCUGCAGGCAGAUCGGAUGUAGCACCCGCCGCGGCUUGA